This is a messenger RNA of Alligator sinensis (Chinese alligator), 1735 nucleotides long. It is a transcript of the gene THUMPD2, whose product is annotated as THUMP domain containing 2. The transcript is spliced from 9 exons. Gene Ontology annotation, biological process: tRNA methylation. NCBI's taxonomy places the organism in Eukaryota, Metazoa, Chordata, Crocodylia, Alligatoridae. Gene Ontology annotation, molecular function: tRNA (guanine) methyltransferase activity; RNA binding. The record is from RefSeq and is a predicted model, not a curated record. The coding region runs from base 26 to 1300 and encodes 424 amino acids.
UUUUAACUCAUUCUGGUGAAGAAGAAUGGUCCGUGAAAUUCAACAACUUGUAAUUGAGGAACCCAGUUCAUGGCUGGAAACAGUUUCUAGGUGGAAAAAUCUUCAUGACGAUGAGAAAAAAAAAGAAAACCUUGUACCUCAAAAGAGAAGAUCAGAAGAGGAGAUAAAUAUUACAGCUAAAAAACAGAAGAAAGAAAAAUUGAUAGAGGCAGAUUCUGAGGAACAUCAAAUGGAAGAGCAAAAGAAAUGUGUGGUGCCAGAGGGAAACAAUGAUGAGGACUUUCUGACUGGAAGAAAGAUUUUCCUAGAAGAUGCACCUGAAACUAGUAAAGAUAAAUCAGUUGAAAGUAGUAAUCACAGCUUCACUUUCAGAGUUUCUUGUCGCUGUAGUGGAGCAGUUUCAAAAGUAUUUACGUCACAGGAGGUUGGAAGAAUGAUUGGUGUCACUCUUCUAAAACAAUUUGGCUGGAAAGCUGAUCUGAGAAACCCUGAUCUAGAGAUUUUUGUCCAUCUAAAUGAUGAGUAUUCUGUGGUGGGGAUUCCUGUCUUCAGACUUCCACUGUCAAAUAGAGAGUACAUCAAAACUGCAGGACUGCGCUCUACUAUAGCUUGGGCUAUGGCAUCUCUUGCUGAAAUCAGUGCUGGUGCAUUUGUGUUAGACCCCAUGUGUGGGUUGGGAACAAUACUCUUGGAAGCUGCAAAAGAAUGGCCUAAUGUACAUUACUUGGGUACUGAUAUAAGUGAUUCGCAGCUCCAAGGUGCAUGCGAGAAUGUUAAGGCUGCAGACUUGAUGGAUAAAAUUGAGUUACUUAAAGCUUCUGUGAUAGCAUUGCCAUUACCUUCAGAAAGCAUUGAUGUUGUCAUUUCGGAUGUUCCUUUUGGGAAAAAGUUCACAAUAACAAAAGACAUAAAACUUGUACCAGACAUUCUUCGAGAAAUGGAAAGAGUGCUUCAUGUUGGAGGGACUGUGGUCUUGUUGCUUAGCCAGGAUCCUCACAAGUACGUUGAUGGACCUAUUGCUAAUUAUGUUGAAAACAAUGCAUCAGUUAAUAUCACUACUGAUGACACAAAUAAAACUGUUAUGGCUACUGACUCGAAUCCCAGGGAGGAAAAUGGGAGCCCACAGAGCAUUUCUUCUUCAAAUAAAAACAUGGAAAGAGAACCCCACAACGAUAAAAUGAAAUGUUUUGGGUCUUUGGUACUUGUGGACUCCCAUGGUGUUAGUCUUGGAAAAACAAAUGCUUUCAUAUGUAAAUAUAAGAAAAUGCCUACAUCUGGGGUCAACAGUAUUCUUAAAUAAUGCUUGAAUGAAUUUGGUUUGAUACAUUUGAAAGUAUAAUUGUACUGAAACUUAUGAACCCUGUUAUUCUUAAUUUUGGCAAACACUAUGUUUAUUAUAAGCAGCUCUUGCUUUAUUUUAAGUGUUAAAUUAUUCCUUUUCCUUCUGAUGCUUUACUUGCUAAAGAAUCCCACAUUUGGACACAGUAGGCAUGUCUACAUGUGCACAUUUAUUGAGCAGUAACCAAAAAAUACUGCACAGUAUGGGCACGUGUCUACAUGUGCAUGCCUGUAGUACUGCAUAGUAACUAUGGCGGCUUACAUUGACUUGCGCAUAAAUUUGAUACCUGCAUGAUCCAUGUAGCAAAUUUAUGCCCAAUUAGUUACUGCACAGUAACACACGUAGAUGCCUUACUGCGCAGUAAUACAGGAGCUCCCAACUGGGGCUGCCCAGCCA